GUACUCCGUAAGAAGGAGUAAUUCAAUUCCGAUGGACGUGGCUGCCGUCACCUCCUCGGAGCAGCGGGCCGUGUCUCGGCUGAAAGUCGGAUGACUCGGUUGAUACCGGACCACCGACGCAGUUCCAUUGUUCCAUCACAUGAGCAAUCUUCUCUAUGAACAGCGGAAGUUCUGUAUAUAUAAGGCUCGCAUAUCAGAGUCCAAACACGUUCAAACUGAUCCAGGACCAAGUUGCCAAACAUGGACGCUGCAAGGAACAUUACCAUCUCAUGCCACUGCGGCGCUGCCCGGCAGACACUGCUCCCCAAGGAACACAAUGACCUGUUCUCACAAGUCUCAUUCUGCCACUGCGAUACCUGCCGCCAUUCCACAGGUUUGCUUUGUACUUCGUAUGCCCCUGUCGCCUCGCAUCCGCCUCCUUCACUCACCGGGCUGCAAAGCCAUUCCACCUCCUCGACAUCAACCCGAUAUUUCUGCUCGACCUGCGGAUGCCAUGUUUUCCGCGCCAAACACGCUUCCACGUUGUCAUUCCCGGCCGAGUGGGACUGGGAGGUGGCCACCGGCGUCAUCACCGACGCUCCCGAGUCCAGACUCCCCGAGCAAUGGCACCACCACCACGUCCAAGACACCCAAGACGGCGGGCUCUCCCCUUUUCUCCUCGCUUCUUCACCACCACGACCAAGUCAAAGCCCGCCUUCAGUAGACGACGACAUCCUCCAGGCCUCCUGCCACUGCACCUCCAUCUCCCUCCAGAUAACCCCCCCAUCGCCGGAUCCAAAGGACAACCCUGACUCCCCAUACCCGGACCUGCUCCUCCCCUACCACAGCACCCCGCCGCACACAGUCUCCAACCCGUCCAACGAGAAGUGGUACCUCCGUCUCGUCCCUUCUUCCUCCUCUAGCACCUCCAAGCAGGAAGAAGUGUACUUACCCGACGACACCGCCCAACAACAACAAAACCCCACACGCUCACCCAAGACCGAGACCAAGACGAGAUACCUCUCCGGGACCUGCGCCUGCCAACCCUGCCGCCUAACCUCAGGCUUUGAGAUCCAGACCUGGGCCUUCAUUCCCCGCCGCAACAUCUCCAUCUCCAUCCCACACUCCUCAUCCAGCUCAUCGAACCCAGAUCAGCCAGCCUGGGCCAAGUACCAACCGCUAGACUUCACCAACCUCCCGGCAAACCUCCCGUUAUCAACCUACGAGUCCUCGCCGGGAAGAAAACGUGAAUUCUGCGCCGUCUGCGGCGCCACAAUCUUCUGGCACGACGAUUUCCGACCAGACCUCAUCGACGUCAGUGUCGGUUUGUUUCGGCCCUCAGCCAACAGCGGCGGUGGCGCCAGGGCAGAGAAUUGGCUAGAAUGGUGGACGGAACGCGUGAGUUUCUCCGAGGAUGCCAGCAAGGGGCGGACGGGAGAGGCAAAGACGUGGGGGGAGGGUGUUAUUCGUUUGUUGGAGGAGGGUUUGAGGACGAGGAGGGUAGGGCAGCCGGCGAAGGAGCAUUGAUUGAUCAAGGUCGUCGAGCACAAGUACUGAGUUAGGCGCGAUCAGACCGUGGUGGAACAACAUGUCUUGAGUAUGUGGCUGUGGAGCCGAAUCUAUGGAUGAUAGAUGUGUCCCUCUCG
Molecule: messenger RNA, 1625 nt
Organism: Parathielavia appendiculata
Lineage: Eukaryota; Fungi; Ascomycota; Sordariomycetes; Sordariales; Chaetomiaceae
Exons: 1
Coding region: 241-1506 (421 amino acids)
Molecular function (GO): carbon-sulfur lyase activity
Source: RefSeq, a predicted model, not a curated record